AUGAUAGAUUCAACGAAAGUUAUGAUUCAUCAAUUUACCACGAUCUGGAUUAUAUUCGGCGCACUUUACGCAUUAACCAGAGAAAUUGAGAAUGGCGGUCUUAAACAAUCAAAUCUAGAAUCAUGGUAUAAUUGCACGCAAAGGCUUUGCAGACAUCAAGAGGCCAACACUGCUACCAGAAAUAAUAGAAAGAGAAAUGCAACACAAAAACGUAGUAUGAAACGUCGAGGGGACUGGUAA
This is a messenger RNA of Funneliformis caledonium, 240 nucleotides long. NCBI's taxonomy places the organism in Eukaryota, Fungi, Glomeromycota, Glomeromycetes, Glomerales, Glomeraceae. The record is from the annotation of a GenBank genome assembly.